AUGCACGACUUAAUGAAUCAAAUGGAUUCCGCAGGAUUCAUCAGCAUUGACUGCGGCCUGCCCGAUGGCUCGGGCUACAGAGAGAAUGUCACGGGGAUAACCUACGUUCCCGAUACCCAGUACGUCGACGCGGGGGAGACGAAGACCGUUGCGGCGGAGGGCUUCGCCAGGCGCUACCGGACCCUCCGCGUCUUCCCAGAAGGGGUCCGGAACUGCUACAACCUCCGGCCGGUGCAGCCGGGGGGCAAGUACCUGGUGCGAGCCGGGUUCUUCUACGGCAACUACGACGGCCUGCAAAGCCCUCCCGAGUUCGAGCUGCACAUCGGGAUCAACGUCAGGCUCACCAUCCGAUUAUCAUCAGACGACAGCAGUCUUUCCGAGGUCAUCAAGGCAGCCCAGGGGGACACCCUAUGGGUCUGCCUGAUCAACACGAACAAGGGGACGCCCCUGAUAUCGACGAUCCAGAUGAGGCAGUUCCCAGACUUUUUAUACCCCCACGCCAAUGCGUCUCAGAGUUUACAUCUCCGACGGCGCUUCAACUUCGGAACAGAGGCCCCGUUAAGGUGAAGGCCAUCCCCAUGAACAAUACAUACUUGGCUAACUCACCACAUUCCCCCUUUGCUGUCUUCGUAAUGCAGUAAAUAACAAACUGGGUAGGGGCGCUUUCUUCCAUGAAUGAUCUAUUAUCAGCAUGAAUCUGAGAGGCAAAGUCAACUCGCCUGUAGGUACCCAGAAGACCCCUACGACCGCAUCUGGAAAGGCUUGGUGGGAAGUUUUCCUGUGAUUAACACCACCAGACGAGUGGAGACGACUCCAACUGACCAUUUCCAGGUACCCUCGCGGGUGCUGGAGACGGCCAUCUCGUCUCGAAACAUCAGCGUCGGGUUGGCCAUCUCGGCGGCCGUCGGAAAUCAGGACGACGUAGUCUACGCCGUCUUGCACUUCGCCGAGCUCCAAAAUUUGAGCCGCCACAACCAGACGAGGAUCAUGGACAUCCGCGGGAAGGGCAGCGCUGAGGCGAUUCUAAGGAGUUACAGCCCUCCGUUCCUAAAGGCAGCUCACGUAAGGAUCACCAACGCCGCAGUCGGACAGACGGGGAUAUACAACAUCUCCCUGAUCCCCUCGAACGCAUCGACCCUGCCUCCGAUGAUCAACGCCAUGGAGAGCUUUCUGGUGAGGAAAGUCGACGAACUGCCGACUGACCUGGGCGAUGGUGAGACCCCAUUAACCUCCCCUUAUAAUUUCAUUUUUCUAUUAAUUAUUUCGUCUCUCUAACACUCAUUCUAACUUUUUGAAAAACAAUUGGCUAUUACGCCGGACUGAGUUUACAAAAAGACGAGCGGCCCAACCGUAAAACCAUCAAUUUUCUCUAUCUCUUCUUAAGAAUGUGCCAAAAAGGUCUCCCAGAUACCUCGAUAUCGCUGGCUGUUUUUACCUGGGUAAUUCGACGCGGGAGAAAAUCCUGCGUUUCUAUUUGUUCAAAUCUCGAGUAUUUAUUUGGCGCGAUCUUGUCUCCAGUUCGUGCCAUCCAAGGCAUCAGGUCAGCGUACAAGCUGAAGAGAAAUUGGCAGGGGGACCCAUGUAUGCCCAAAGAUUAUGUCUGGGAUGGGUUGCGCUGCGACUACUAUGACGGCGUCGACACCCCAAGGAUCAUCUCUUUGUCAGUGGGUUGAACCCAUUCGAUACGAAACCAAAUCCAGGUAUCCAACUCCAACCAUUUAUUUAUCAGAGUUGACUUUAUAUGAAUGAUGCAGGAACUUAUCGUCGAGUGGACUAGUUGGUGGAAUUCCCCCCUCUAUUGCGAACCUCACUGCCUUAACAACUUUGUAAGAACUCCUCAUGUGGUUUUAGAAGCUUUAGCUGGAAGGGACAUUUUUAAGGUUUAUAUUUUAAUUGAUUUUUUAUAGGGAUUUGUCAAACAACAGUCUUUCGGGUAUGUUUCCAGACUUCUUGGCAGAGUUACCUGCUCUUAAGUUGCUGUGA
Spirodela intermedia is the source of this 1983-nucleotide messenger RNA. The record is from the annotation of a GenBank genome assembly. Lineage: Eukaryota; Viridiplantae; Streptophyta; Magnoliopsida; Alismatales; Araceae.